Messenger RNA from Annulohypoxylon truncatum, 1975 nucleotides. RefSeq names its product serine/threonine-protein phosphatase PP2A catalytic subunit. Gene Ontology annotation, cellular component: cytosol. NCBI's taxonomy places the organism in Eukaryota, Fungi, Ascomycota, Sordariomycetes, Xylariales, Hypoxylaceae. The transcript is spliced from 7 exons. Gene Ontology annotation, molecular function: protein serine/threonine phosphatase activity. Bases 460 to 1446 code for a protein of 328 amino acids. Gene Ontology annotation, biological process: mitotic cell cycle; peptidyl-serine dephosphorylation. The record is from RefSeq and is a predicted model, not a curated record.
CAAACAAAAGGAAAACCCUACCUCGUACAUUGCAAUCCAUCGUGACCCUUCCCUCAACACCUACUCCUGAGCUUCCAAGACGCAGCACCAAGGACGAAAGCUUGACUCACUUUCGUCCUAAUUUUGCGACUGACAAAUCCCCGUUGCAUUUAUUUUAUUUCCUUCGUUUUCCCAUACUAUUCUGUAUAUCGCGAACGAUACCCAUCCUAGCCCCACCCCCCAAAUUACGCCACACCUAAACGAAAGAAGGCGUUGCGCUUUUCCUGCUGCCGUUUCAAACGUCAUUCCAGUCAACGGAUUCCCCGACUCCAUCGAUUCCUCGAUUUUUACCAAGCUAUUGCGAAAAAAAAGCAUUACGCGACACGAACACCGCCAGACGGCCCAUACAUACUAUUACGAUACCACAGCACACCACAAUUUCCCCUCGACACACAUAUUCGCUGAUACUGUUUCGCCAUCAUGGAUACAAACAUGGAGGACGUAGGGCGAGUCCCUGCUGAAUUGGCACCGUUGCCCGUCUCGGAGCCGACUACCAUCCCCACCCUCGACGGAUGGAUUGAGAGCUUGAUGAACUGCAAGCAGCUUGCCGAGGUCGACGUCCAGAGACUUUGCGAGAAGGCCAGAGAAGUAUUGCAAGAUGAAUCCAACGUUCAGCCUGUCAAAUGCCCGGUGACGGUGUGUGGCGAUAUACACGGCCAAUUCCAUGAUUUGAUGGAACUAUUCAAGAUCGGCGGCCCUAACCCCGACACCAACUACCUAUUUAUGGGUGACUACGUCGACAGAGGAUACUACUCUGUCGAAACCGUGACACUCCUCGUCGCGUUGAAGAUUCGAUACCCCCAACGCAUCACCAUCCUACGUGGAAACCACGAGUCACGCCAAAUCACUCAAGUCUAUGGCUUCUACGAUGAAUGCUUGCGCAAAUACGGCAAUGCCAACGUCUGGAAGUUCUUCACCGAUUUGUUCGACUACCUUCCCCUCACUGCGCUUAUCGACAACCAGAUCUUCUGCCUUCACGGCGGCCUCUCGCCCAGUAUCGACACGCUGGAUAAUAUCAGAGCCCUCGACCGGAUCCAGGAGGUUCCCCAUGAGGGACCCAUGUGCGACUUGCUCUGGUCCGACCCUGACGACCGAUGCGGCUGGGGCAUUAGCCCCCGAGGUGCUGGCUACACAUUCGGCCAGGACAUUUCCGAGGCCUUCAACCACAACAACGGUCUCACACUGAUCGCACGUGCCCAUCAGUUGGUCAUGGAAGGGUACAACUGGUCGCAAGAUAGGAACGUGGUAACCAUCUUCUCUGCACCUAACUACUGCUACCGAUGUGGUAAUCAAGCAGCCAUCAUGGAGAUUGACGAACACCUGAAAUACACAUUCUUACAGUUUGACCCUUGCCCUCGAGCUGGCGAGCCGAUGGUUUCUCGACGCACCCCGGAUUACUUCCUCUAAGCUUCGGGCAAAUCUUGGUGGCGCACCUUGGAGAUGUGGUGCGCGGAUUCAAGGUUUGGAAGGUCUUUAGGAGGGUCUUCAGGAGUUACGUUGAGCCUAGAUCGCCAUACCCCCCUGUCUUUGCCGAAAGUCAGGGUGGCGGCCUAUGCACGUUGGCCACAUCAAGCAUACACGGAGAUGACCCACUAAGAACUCGACUGUCGACGGUCUUUGACUAGGCCGGCCCCGACACGCCUUGUGCUGCGGAACGGCUCCAUCUGUCCCUUGCCGCGUUUCCGCCUCUUGGCCCCAACCUCUUGCCCAUUUCAUGUUAAUAGGCAGAGACAUGUUUUGAGCAGCAUAAUGCGAAGUACUUAGGUAGAUACUUAGGUAGAUACCCAAGCAUUAGAAUUCUCACGAGUGAAAAGAGAAAGAUAAUUUCUAGUAUCGAUCGGGUGGUCAACUGGCUUUAUGCAAAUAUGGUGUUCUCGAGGGAUGUGUCAUUGUUUGUGAGCAAUCUUACUAGUAAUGAAGAGAGCUAUUGAUAUGU